AUGGCCACUGCAGAUGAGACUAUUACACCUGAGUUCGUUGACGACAACGGGUCAGUGGCGGGAGACUCUGCGCUAGGCGAUGAUGAGAUCGGAUCAGACACCACAUCCAUCAAAUCGUGGAUCAAAGACUAUCGAACAGAGAAUGGCCGCAGAUACAACGCGUUCGGUGAUCAGGACUACUGGGCUCCCAACGACGACACAGCGCAAGAACACUACGAUCUCGGUCACGAGUUGUUCAACAGAACUUUCAAUGGCAAGCUCUGUACAGCACCAAUCGAAAAUCCCAUGAACGUGCUCGAUAUCGGCACCGGGACAGGAAUAUGGGCUAUGGACUUCGCCGAGCAACAUCCCGACGCUCAUGUCGUCGGCACAGAUAUAAGUCCCAUCCAGCCAGCCUGGGUUCCACCAAACUGUGAGUUUCAAAUCGACGAUGCUGAACAAGACUGGACUUUUCCCGAAAAUCAUUUUGACUACAUCCACGUCCGCACGCUCUACGGUGGCAUAUCUCACUGGCCUGCUUUUUACGCGCGAUGUCUGAAACAUCUAAAGCCAGGCGGUUACAUCGAACAAGCCGAGUAUGCCGCAAAGUGGACGUGUGACGACGGAACCGUAUCCAAGGAAUCACCGAUAGGCAGGUGUGAAUCUCUUUCUCACGAUAGUUAUGCAAAACUCAACAGACCGGAAGGAGACCUAAACAUUUACGAGACCAUGGCGCGGCGACUGCGCGAGGCAGGAUUUGUUGAUAUUGUAGAGACGAAAUACAAAUGGCCUGUUGGAACGUGGCCAAAAGACAAAGGGAUGAAGGAGUUAGGUGCAUGGGUGAGAGCGUAUAUGGAUAUCGGUCUCGAAGGGUAUAUGAUGCGCCUGCUUACAACAAUGUUGGGUUGGACAGCCCAGGAAGUCUACGUAUUUUGCUCGGACAUGAGGGCUCAGAUGAGGGAUAAGAGAUCUCAUGCACUUUGGCCUAUGCAUGUUUGUGUGGCGAGGAAGCCUACUGCAUGA
Molecule: messenger RNA, 1002 nt
Organism: Lithohypha guttulata
Lineage: Eukaryota; Fungi; Ascomycota; Eurotiomycetes; Chaetothyriales; Trichomeriaceae
Exons: 1
Coding region: 1-1002 (333 amino acids)
Molecular function (GO): methyltransferase activity
Source: RefSeq, a predicted model, not a curated record